CGGGUGCGUCCCAGCCGAGUCCAUGGUCUCAUGCGCUGGCGUCGCGAAAAAGCAACAUUCUGCAGGUGACGAUGCAACGCUAGAGGGUGGGGCGUGGUUUCGCAGCCGUCGUGGAGAUUUUGUUUUUUUGGUCUCAGGGCAUGUUCUCCGCGAUUUGCUUCUCGCUCAUCACUUCCCUUCGUCGCACGGGGGGUGAGACACGAAGAUGGAGGCCUUCGACUGUGUUGUGGUCGGCGCGGGCUGGUAUGGGCUGGGGGCGGCCAAGCAGUACCACUUCACCCACCCGGAUGAUUCGCUCGUCGUCUUCGACGGCCAGGCCACGGUGGGCGGCACCUGGGCUGCCGAGCGCCUGUAUCCGGGCCUGAAGAGCAAUAACCUGCUGGGAACGUAUGAGUAUCCCGACUUCCCCAUGACCACCGCCAGGUUCGGUGUCAAGGAAGGCGAGCACAUCCCCGGCGAGGUCAUUCAUGAGUAUCUCAAGGCCUACGUGGCCGAGUUCGGCAUCGCGGACUGCAUCCGGCUGCGCACGAAAGUCCUGUCGGCCGAGCACCAGGACACGCCCGAGGGGGGCUGGAUCUUGACCAUUGCCGCCUCGUCGGACGCCAAUGGCGCCGCGCAGGAGCAGAAACGUGUCAAGACACGGCGCCUCAUCGUCGCCACGGGGCUGACCUCCGAUGCCUUCCUGCCGCACUUUGAGGGCCAGGAAACCUUUGGCGGCCGCGUCUUCCACGGCAAGCACUUCCAGCAGCACCGCGACACGCUGCAGACGGCCAAGUCGGUCGUGAUCUUUGGCGGCACCAAGUUUGCCUGGGACGCGGCAUAUGCCUACGCCACCGCAGGCGUCGAAACGCACAUGGUCAUCCGGUCAUCCGGCCACGGCCCCUGUUGGAUGUCGCCUCCGUACGUCACGCCGCUGAAGAAGUGGAUUGAGAAGCUCGCAGAUAUCCGCGCCCUGACUUGGUUCAGCCCCUGCAUCUGGGGCGACGUCGACGGCUAUGCCGGCACCCGCAACUUCCUGCACGGCACCGCGCUGGGGCGCAAGAUCGUCGACACCUUCUGGAGCAUCCUCGGCGGCGACGUGCUGACGCUCAAUGGGUUCGACAAGCACCCGGAGACGGCCAAGCUGAAGCCGUGGCUGCCCGCCAUGUUCGUCGGCACCAGCUUCAGCAUCCUCAACUACGACACCGACUUCUACCAGCUCGUCCGCGACGGCAAGAUCAAGGUCCACAUCAGCGAGAUCACCCACCUCAGCCCGGGCAAGGUGCACCUCUCGGACGGCGUCCAGCUGGCCGCCGACGUCCUGCUGGCUAACACGGGCUGGAAGCACGUCCCGCCGGUCAAGUUCCUGCCCGAAGGCAUCGAGAAGGAGCUCGGCGUGCCGCAUGCCCCCGACAACAACAACACGGCGGGGACAGCCGAGAAGGACCUCGCGUGCCAGCAGGACCUCAUCGACGAGGCGGACAGGCAGAUCCUGCAGCGCUUCCCGCGGCUGAAGGACCAGCCGGUGUGGAACAAGGCGUUCGUGCCGCUGCUGGAGCAGAAGGGCCUGGCCAGCAGCGACGCGGUGACGCCGUGCACGCCGCUGUCGCCGUACAUGCUGCACCGGUUCAUGGUGCCCGUGUCGCCGCGCUUCCUGCGCGCGCGCGACGUGGCCUUCGUCGGCGCCGUGUCCAACUUCAGCAACGUGCUGACGGCGCACCUGCAGGGCCUGUGGGUGGGCGCCUACUUCGCGGGGCGGCUGGCGGCGACCGCUCUGCCGCCGGCGGGGGCGCCGCCCGAGGGCGCCGACGUCGACCUCGACGCGCUCCGCCGCGAGACGGUGCUGCACAACCGCUUCGGCCGCUGGCGCUACCCCGUCGACUGGGGCACCGGCCGCGCGCCGUCCUUCAUCUUCGACGCCGUGCCCUACAUGGACCUGCUGCUGCGCGACCUGGGCCUCGAUCCGCACCGCAAGAAGGGCGCCUUCGCCGAGAUGUUCAGCCCCUACGGCCCCGAGGACUAUCGGGAUGUCAACAAGGACUGGGAGGCUAAGCAGGCUGCCAAGUGACGAAGGGGCUCUGGAGCAUCGGCGGUUGCGGUGGUUGUUUGUGUUGUGUUGAUGACAGUACGGUUGAUAUCCCUUUGCUUGUUAGUGCCAUAGUAGUCAGAUAAUUGAACCAGUAAUUGCAUUGCUUGGUUUCCCCGACCUGCUUGGUGUCCCUGUGAGGUGAGGGGCGCCAUAAUUAUGCUGCGUUGGACGGUUCGG
Thermothielavioides terrestris NRRL 8126 is the source of this 2245-nucleotide messenger RNA. RefSeq lists its product as uncharacterized. The coding region runs from base 206 to 2047 and encodes 613 amino acids. The transcript is spliced from 4 exons. Lineage: Eukaryota; Fungi; Ascomycota; Sordariomycetes; Sordariales; Chaetomiaceae. The record is from RefSeq and is a predicted model, not a curated record.